ACGAAGCACACCUCGUCUGUCUCCGAUUAUCUUACGCGAUCUCUGGUGCUCAUCCCCGAUCCUGUUUAUUGAUGAUCAGAUUUUAGGCAUCAGAAAGACCUUUUUGCUACAGCUCUUGGACGAGUACUGUUGUGUACAGCUGGAUUCUUAGGAAGCAACUAUGAUGACUGAAUCUUACCAGAACCAAGCUGAAUGGCUGCUAAAGGAAUAUGUAUUAGCAGAUUCAUUCAUCCCAUAUACAUCAGUUGUUUUUGGCAUUUUUGCUUGUAAGAUGGUCUAUGAUGUCACUCAGUUGUUUAGUACAAUUUAUUUUAAGAGUUAUUCCAACUUAUCAAAGCUCCAACGCACAGAGUGGAAUAACAGAUCCAUAUCAACAAUGCAUGCAAUUUUUAUCACAGUCAUGGCUUUAUACUUUGUCUUCUGGUCAGAUCUCUUUUCUGACAGUCAACAUGCUGGCUUGAUCACUUUUCGUAGUUCUUCAUUAUCUACUUUUGCAUUGGGGGCUUCUGUUGGUUACUUCUUGGCUGAUAUUGGGAUGAUCAUUUGGUUUUAUCCUUCUCUGGGCGGAAUGGAGUAUGUUAUUCACCAUCUUCUUUCAGUAGUAUCAGUAGCAUAUUCUAUGAUGACUGGGGAAGGGCAACUUUACACCUUUAUGGUGCUCAUCUCCGAGACAACCACCCCUGGAAUCAACUUGAGAUGGUAUCUUGACACAGCUGGAAUGAAGAGAUCAAGGGCUUACUUAAUCAACGGGGUUGUAAUAUUUGUUGCAUGGCUGGUUGCCAGAAUCCUCCUGUUUCUGUACCUUUUUUACCAUGUCUACUUGCACUAUGAUCAGGUAUACAAAUUUAUGCGAAAUGUAACAAUUAAUACAUUCAACCUGCAUGUGAUUUGCCUCUUCUGGCAUAUGGUUGAAUUGAAGAAACCUAAAACUAUGCUAAUGGUUUUCAAAAAAUUAAUAGGUGUCCGUCCUUCAAAUGCCUUCUCCAAUAUGGGGGAAUCCUCUUUUACUUGAUUGACUACUGAAUCAAUGCCAAGCGUUCGGAUGACAUGUGAUGUGUCUCAUUAAACAGGUUAAGCAGAUGCAUUUAUACGGGCUGCUGCUUGUGUCCAUUGUGCCACAGGUGCUUGCUGUCAUGAACAUGAUGUGGUUUUGGAAGAUUAUCAGGGGAUUGAAGAAGACAUUAGCAAAGAGGCAAUGAAGAAACAUCAACCGGUUGACACUGGAUAAAUGACAAGCUGAGAGGGUGACCCUCUCUUCGGUCCUUCCCGUGCAUUCUUUCUUUUAGUUUGUUAUUAAUCUGUAAAUGAUAUAGAUGGUAUAGAUAAAUCUAUGGAGUGGUAUGGCCCGAACGCCGCAAAUUAAUAGAAACCAGAGGUGUUUAUACGCGCAGAAACGAAAGCUUUGGUAAGAAACCAUAUCAUUUCUGUUUUUAUAUGGUAGAUUAUCUUAUCUUUACAGCCACAGACAUUGAAUUCAUGCAC
Rubroshorea leprosula is the source of this 1482-nucleotide messenger RNA. NCBI's taxonomy places the organism in Eukaryota, Viridiplantae, Streptophyta, Magnoliopsida, Malvales, Dipterocarpaceae. The record is from the annotation of a GenBank genome assembly.